GGCGUGUCGGUUUGAUUGGCAUCGUGUUCUCUGGUAGUCUGCUGCGGGACCAGGACAGACAGCUGAGGGGGGUCUGAAUGUCCAACCGGGACGGUCGGUGGACUACCGCGAACUCACACGCACGAUUCACAGGUCUUCACAGUUGACUGAUGAGUAGCCAGUAGGACUGGGGUUGGGCUACACCGACUGGCACAGAGGGUCAGCAGUGCCAGACAAGAGGAUUGGAGGACAGAAGACAUAGUUGCAAAACUACUGGUGGUUUACUAGUGGUUAGCCUUAGCAUACUUGUGGCAGCAGGGAGGAAGAAGGAGGGCUUGGCGAUGGUCACAGCUAUGGAGGAUGCCUCUCCCAAUGGGGUACGGGAGGAGGAGGAGGAGGAGGAGGUGACGCCCCUGGGACAGCCUGGCGUGGAGGGGCCCCCGGCCAUGCGGUCCACCCAGGGAGCAGAGACACCUGGAGCCAUGCAGCAGGUGUUGGAUAAUGUGGGUGAGCUGCCCACCUCCACGGGCGCCAAAGACAUCGACCUGCUUUUCCUGCGCGGCAUCAUGGAAAGUCCCAUUGUACGCUCCCUGGCUAAGGCUCACGAGCAGCUGGAGGAAGUCAAGCUGGAGGCGGUGCAGGACAACAAUGUGGAGCUGGUGACAGAGAUCCUGGGCGACAUCAGCAACCUCAAGGUUAGAGACGACAGCGCGGCCGAACUGUCCAAGAUCCUGCAGGAGCCACACUUCCAGUCUCUUUUGGAGGCACAUGACAUGGUGGCCUCAAAGUGCUAUGAAGUCCCGCCCCCGGCUGAAACGGCCAAUGAUGCGGCUGUGAACAGCGCUCUGAUGCAGGCCGAUGCUGUGCGCAUGAUUGGCAUCCGAAAGAAGGCCGGAGAGCCACUGGGCGUGACAUUUCGUGUGGAGAAAGACGACCUGGUCAUUGCAAGAAUCCUGCACGGCGGCAUGAUUGACAGACAGGGCCUGCUCCACGUGGGAGACAUUAUAAAGGAAGUGAACGGGAAGGACGUCGGCAACAACCCCACGGAGCUGCAGGAAAUGCUGAAAGACUGCAGCGGGGGCAUCACGCUGAAAAUACUCCCGAGCUACCGAGACGCUCCUGCACCUCCGCAGGUGUAUGUGAGGCCAUACUUCGACUACAACCCAGCCAAUGAUAACCUGAUCCCCUGUCGAGAGGCGGGGAUGGCCUUCAUGAAAGGAGACAUCCUUCAGAUUGUCAACAGAGAGGAUCCCAACUGGUGGCAGGCGUGUCAUGUGGUGGGCGGGGCUACAGGACUGAUACCCAGUCAGUUCUUGGAGGAGAAGAGGAAAGCUUUCGUCCCUCGAGACUUUGACGGAUCAGGGAUCCUUUGUGGCACCAUAGCUGGCAAAAAGAAGAAGAAGAUGAUGUACCUGACGGCCAAGAAUGCAGAGUUUGACAGACAUGAGCUGCAGAUCUAUGAGGAAGUGGCAAAAGUGCCACCGUUCCAGAGAAAGACACUGGUUCUGAUUGGUGCACAGGGUGUGGGUCGACGCAGCCUGAAAAACCGACUAAUGGUCCUCCAGCCCACACGUUUCGGCACAACAAUCCCAUACACUUCACGGCGACCACGUGACGAUGAGCUGGACGGCAACUCCUACCACUUCACCAGUAGGACAGAGAUGGAGGUCGACGUGAAGGCCGGCCGCUUCCUGGAGCACGGCGAGUAUGAUGGCAACCUGUACGGCACCAAGAUUGAGUCCAUACAUGAGGUGGUGGCCACAGGACGCACCUGCAUCCUGGAUGUCAACCCACAGGCUCUGAAGGUGCUGAAAACAGCAGAGUUCAUGCCCUACGUGGUGUUCAUUGCGGCGCCAGAUUUUGAUACACUCAAGGGCAUGCACAAAGCUGUGGUGGACGCAGGCAUCACAACUAAGCAGCUCACGGAUGUGGACCUGAGGAAGACGGUGGAUGAGAGUGCUCGCAUCCAGAGGGCUUACAGCCACUACUUCGACCUGACCAUCGUCAACGACAACCUGGACAAGGCCUUUGAGACGUUACAGGCCGCUGUGGACAAACUGUGCAGUGAACCCCAGUGGGUCCCAGUGAACUGGGUGUACUGAGGACCAGCAGCCACUCUGGGCGGGUCACACUGACCCACCAGCGUGUGUGUGUGUGUGUGUGUGUUUCUGACAACAAAGGCCAAAGAAGAGGAGAAGAGAGCAAACAUGCUUCUGCAAAAUAACAAAUUAAAAAAAAAAAAAAAAAAAAUACUACUCCUAUUGCUCUUUCUCCUCUUAGGCCUGCACGCCGUGCAACUUUUUUUCUACUCAAAACUCUAAAAGGGAAAGAGUGUUUAUUUAUUUUAUAACUUUUUAUGAAAGAUCUUUCUAUUCAAUGUGGAAUUCCAGUGAGAAUGAAACGAAAAAAAAAAAAUCUGGUCACAUACUUGGGCCAUAUUUUUGCAUUAAUUUAUUGUUGUAGUAGUUACACGUCUUUUUUUGGGUAGUUGUUACUCUUGAUUUCAAGUGUUUUUGUCGUAUUCCUUCAUGGACACCCAGGAUUUAUGAUCCCCAUCCAAGCUCCAAAAUGAAGACAAGGAGAGGCGAAGUAUUAGAAGAUCUUUGAGCAGUCAUUGUCCAAGAAACCUGUCAGCAUCACACAUCAUUGCCAUGUCUGGGCAACCUGUGGAGCCGUUUUAUUUUCACCUCCCUACAACUGAAUCCUUUAGCGUUCUUAUAUAGCUGGCCCUGAACUCUUCUCACAGUGUCGUCCACAGGAUAAAUUGGGUAGAAAUAAAGAGGUUGAAAAGCCUGUUUGUGCACAACUCCUCUCUUAUAUGAAAGAAAAACUACUUUAUGAUGUACUUCUUCAAAGAUCAUACACUGUCCGUGUCUGGUAAUUUUGUCUAAUUUUGUUUUCUUACAGUAGCUUUUCAUCAGUGUGGUGAUUUAUAGUGUAGUGUUUGUCACACAUGAUCCUUUGCUUUGUUUUUAAUGAUCCUGUUACACCUGUCUGUCUGUCUGUCUGUCUAUCUGAUCAUCACAGUGUCACUUACCGUCAUCUUUACCGUCUAUACAUAAACCAGUUUGUUCAAAUUUUAUAUAUGUGGUUAAACCUGCUCUCUCCUACUGGUCCUUACCUUCAGUGUUGCAGUAUGCCAAAGCCUGAAUCAUACUCCAAAUAAAGUUUGACAUUUACUGUUGUUAAACCUGAUUGGCAUUUCAACUACAGGCUGUAACAUGAAUUUAUACUUAUUAUACAAACAUAAUGCAACUUUGGAUGGUAAAUGCAUCAAGCAAAGCCAAAGGGUAAAAUUCUAGUACCACAGCAUGUCUCAUAAUGCUCUGUAAAUCUUUGUUAAGUAAAAUAUUUUUUAAAAAAGACGUCAAGAUCAGGCCAUUUCACUACUUUCCAUUUCAAAUUUGUUCUGAAAAAUGACCUUAUAUGGAUAUUGGCUGUGAUAUAUGUAACAUUUUAAAAUCCUAAGGUCAAUCUGUGCCACGUUUUAGAAAACAGCUCUACUGCCUGUUGAAGUGUUUCGCAUCAACCUCAUGUCUAUGGAUUUGUUUUUACAUUUUUAUCAGCAAAGUUAUGAUGAAUAAAGUUUAUUAAACCUCACAAACUGGUUCUUUUUUUAAA
Messenger RNA from Seriola aureovittata, 3600 nucleotides. RefSeq names its product protein associated with LIN7 2, MAGUK p55 family member b (gene pals2b). Lineage: Eukaryota; Metazoa; Chordata; Actinopteri; Carangiformes; Carangidae. The coding region runs from base 321 to 2081 and encodes 586 amino acids. The record is from RefSeq and is a predicted model, not a curated record. Gene Ontology annotation, molecular function: protein binding. The transcript is spliced from 14 exons. Gene Ontology annotation, cellular component: cell-cell junction; plasma membrane.